CUCUCUCGCCUGCGCUGGCUCCAAAUCGAAACAGAAGAGAGAGAGAGCGGCGGACAAUGAUAAGAAGAGGGGAAGCCCUUGGGGAUCACAGCGGCAUCCAGAGAAAAAAGGGGAUUAGGGUUUCGGUUCUUCAAUUCGAUCAGGAGGAAGAGAGCAAAGAAAAGAAGUAGAAACAAUGUCGCCAGCAGAGACUUCCCGUGAGGAGAACGUGUACAUGGCCAAGCUGGCGGAGCAGGCCGAGAGGUACGAGGAGAUGGUGGAGUUCAUGGAGAAGGUCGCGAAGACGGGGGACAAUGAGGAGCUCACUGUGGAAGAGCGCAACCUCCUCUCUGUAGCCUAUAAGAAUGUGAUUGGUGCCCGUCGUGCCUCGUGGCGCAUCAUCUCCUCCAUUGAGCAGAAGGAGGAGAGCCGUGGGAAUGAGGACCAUGUGGCUGCAAUCAAGGAAUACCGUGGCAAGAUUGAAACUGAGCUUAGCAAGAUCUGCGAUGGGAUCUUAAAGCUCCUUGAGGCCAACCUCAUCCCAUCUUCCACUGCAGCAGAGUCGAAGGUGUUCUACCUGAAGAUGAAGGGUGAUUACCACAGGUACCUCGCUGAAUUUAAGACUGGAGCUGAAAGGAAGGAGGCAGCGGAGAGCACAUUGGUGGCAUACAAAUCCGCUCAGGACAUUGCUCUGGCUGAGCUGGCUCCAACUCACCCCAUAAGGCUGGGUCUUGCCCUUAACUUCUCAGUUUUCUAUUAUGAGAUCCUGAACUCACCAGACCGCGCAUGCAAUCUUGCUAAGCAGGCUUUUGAUGAGGCCAUCUCUGAGCUGGACACCUUGGGUGAAGAAUCCUACAAGGACAGUACAUUGAUAAUGCAACUUCUCCGUGACAACUUGACAUUGUGGACCUCCGACAUCACGGAGGAUGCUGGGGAUGAAAUCAAAGAAGCACCGAAACGUGAAGGAGAAGGCCAGUGAUAAUGUCGCAACCAUCUGGCCAGGAAACAAGACAAUCUGAUAUUGGCCACUUGGAUGAAUCUGGUUUUCUUCACUAAAAUCUAUUGUUCUCCUAGUGUAGAUUUAGUCACCUCCUUCCAGAGAUUGGAGAUUGUUACCCAGAAACUGCUGUGUGUUUGAACCUUGCAAUAUUUAUUUCACUAUUUGUCUUACCAAAAUCAUGUGUGUUCACUUCUUGUGCGACAUCUGCUUUGCUUUGUCUUUUGGAUGUUGUUGCUGUUGUUGUUAGUGACAAGGAAAAGAGGUGGAAAUUAUUUUGGUCUAUUGAAAGAUUGAUAAUAUUGCUCUUUA
Molecule: messenger RNA, 1288 nt
Organism: Dioscorea cayenensis subsp. rotundata (Guinea yam)
Lineage: Eukaryota; Viridiplantae; Streptophyta; Magnoliopsida; Dioscoreales; Dioscoreaceae
Product: 14-3-3-like protein
Exons: 6
Coding region: 176-958 (260 amino acids)
Biological process (GO): signal transduction
Cellular component (GO): cytoplasm
Source: RefSeq, a predicted model, not a curated record